AUGAUGCAGGGGAAGACACUAUCAUCAUUGGCAGCCAGGCAGGAAAUCCCUCCAAGUGAUCAGGAACUGCGCGGGAAACACGACUUCAUUGGAACUCAGUUUCACUCCUCUACUGCUUGUCACUUCUGUGGCAAAAGGAUAUGGCUGAAGGUCGCAUUCCAGUGUAGAGCUUGUGCUAUGAUAUGCCACAAGAAGUGCUUGCUCAGAUGCCAGUCGCAAACUGUCUGUAGCAGUCUGCGAGCUCGUAACCAAACCUCAGCGGCUCCUGCAGCUUGCAUCAGCACCGGUGGCAUUACCCAGCCUCCACCGGUCGUCAUAGCGACGCAUGCAGACGAUGUGAGCCCAGUGACUAGCUCUGCAGAGAGCACUCCUCUGGACACUCCAAUGGACUCGCCCGUCAUGCGGAGACGAAGAGUCCCCAGCAUGGGCAGCCUCCUGGCUGAGGUGGUGCCGGAGAGGAUCACUCGGUCUGGAUCGUUCUGCAGCCUAACGCCACCUGAUAGAAGAAGGAAUAUAUCUAAAAGCUUGCCACCGUCACCUCUAUGUUCUCCCAUCACAAAGCGAAAGACCUUCCUGCCGGUGCCUCUUGUUAAGCGGGAAGACAGCACUGAAGAGGAAAUUCAGCAAGCCAUACACAAGCUGAUGGCAAUUCAGGGCAACGAUCCCAACAGUGAACUGCUGGCGUCGGCUGCCAAGGAGAUGGGAAAGGAGUUACACUGCAACCUGCCACAGGAGGAACGUAAGCAGAAGCUGAAUAACAGGAUCUUGCAGCUGCAGGAGGAGAUGAAGAAGGAGACGGAUCACCAGGAGGAUGUGAGGCGGUCGCGGCGUGGCGUCACCGACCCUCGCGCGCAGGAGCAGCUGAAGGAGGCUGCGAGGAAAUCUGACGACAAGGUGCAAGCGCUCGCGCUGAUGCUGCUGCACUACUGCUCUGGCCUGCAGGCGUGCCUGGCGCAGGAGCAUCCUGAGGACAAGGAUGCUGCAGCUAUGAAGGACAAGGAUGCUGCGGCUGUGAAGGACAAGGAUGCUGCGGCUAUGAAGGAUGGGGAUGCUGCAUCUGUGAAGGACAAGGAUGCUGCAGCUGUGAAGGACAAGGAUGCUGCGGCUGUGAAAGACGAGGAUGCUUCGGCUGUGAAAGACGAGGAUGCCGGCGUCGGGGAUGAGAAUACCGUCUUCCAUGACGUGCCGUGAGCAUGGAACGUGAGCCGCGUGGCGACGAUUGCGUCUCGUAUCAUGGACGGUUUGACGAGCUUCAAUCUUCGCGAUGCAGUCAUUCACUAACCCCGGCGAUUGUAACGGUGGUGGUCGCCUGUGUUCCUAGGUGCAGCCUACACAAUCUAAAAAAUCUACAAAGUAGCACCACGUUGCAGCACCAUAGAUGACAAAAAUGAGCAGUAGAAGUCUGGCACGUAGGAGAUAUGGGUAGAUUGCAGUAGGAAGAAAGUUGGUGUUUUGAGUGUUGCUUUCAGUUUUUUCGUUCCAUAAAGUAAGGCUCGCUGUUGUUCCAAAGUUGUGUUAGUGGUUGUAUCUAUAAAGAUAACAUCUCCCCGUGAAUGACACUUUUGGGAUUUCUCUUGAGUGGCAAUUAUAUAGUGCAGCUAUACCUCAGUAGAAUGGACACCUCAGGCAGGGUAAAAAAUACACGGGAGCGAUGAGCGAUUCGCUUUUCAAACCUCCGAAAUCGCUCCCGUGAGGCU
Molecule: messenger RNA, 1697 nt
Organism: Priapulus caudatus
Lineage: Eukaryota; Metazoa; Priapulida; Priapulimorpha; Priapulimorphida; Priapulidae
Product: PDZ domain-containing protein 8-like
Exons: 7
Coding region: 1-1191 (396 amino acids)
Biological process (GO): mitochondrial calcium ion homeostasis
Cellular component (GO): mitochondria-associated endoplasmic reticulum membrane contact site
Source: RefSeq, a predicted model, not a curated record